Drechmeria coniospora is the source of this 1476-nucleotide messenger RNA. RefSeq names its product CCR4-NOT transcription complex subunit 7. Gene Ontology annotation, molecular function: nucleic acid binding; poly(A)-specific ribonuclease activity. Bases 1 to 1476 code for a protein of 491 amino acids. The record is from RefSeq and is a predicted model, not a curated record. Lineage: Eukaryota; Fungi; Ascomycota; Sordariomycetes; Hypocreales; Ophiocordycipitaceae. The transcript has 2 exons. Gene Ontology annotation, cellular component: P-body; CCR4-NOT core complex; CCR4-NOT complex.
AUGCCGCCGCAGAUACGCGGCUUCACCGCCGGGCCCGGCGUCGGAGGCCCCUUUCACCAGCCUGCCUUCCCUUCCCACGGCCAACCGCAGGGCGGGCCGAUGGCCGGCAACCAGUACCUCGGUGCCAACGCGCAAAUGAACCCCUUUGCUGCUAACGGCAAUGCCUUUGGCGCCGGCUCAGGCCUCAACGGCGGUGCCGCAGGCUUCCCCGACUCGGGAUUCGGCAGCCAGAACGCGCGGAUGGGGUUUGCUCACGGUCCAGCUGCCGCGCUGCAGCAGCCGCAGCAGCACGGAGGGCAGGUGCAGCACAACGUCCUCAUGGACCAUACUACGAUGAGGCCGCAGACCAACAAGGGGAGGAUACGAGAGGUGUGGAAGCACAAUCUCCACGAUGAGAUGGCUGUGCUGCGGGACAUGGUGGAGAAGUACUCUUACAUCGCUAUGGACACCGAAUUCCCAGGAGUCGUAUCAAGACCGAUGGGAUCAUUCCGGGGCAAGAGCGAUUAUCACUACCAAUGUCUCCGCACCAAUGUAGACAUGCUCAAGGUCAUCCAGAUUGGCAUAACGCUGUUUAACGAGGAUGGGGAGACACCUCCCGCCCGGCCGGCGUCGAAUGACCAGGCGGCCAUGUCGGCAAGGCGGACCGCCACUCCGGGACCGUUCCCUUACUCAUGGCAGUUCAACUUCAAGUUUUCCCUCAAGAACGACAUGUACAACGAAAAAUCCAUCGAAUCGCUUCAGCAAGCCGGCAUCGACUUCAACGUCCUUGAGCGGGAUGGCAUUGAACCCCACGACUUUGCCGCGCUGCUGAUUCCCUCCGGCCUCGUCUGCUUCGACAACAUCAAGUGGAUAUCAUUCCACGGCGGUUACGACUUCGGUUACCUCACCAAGCUGCUCAUAUGCACGCCUCUGCCGAACGACGAGGUCGACUUUGACCAUAAGAUGAAGCUGUACUUCCCUACAACCUACGAUGUCAAGCACCUCAUGAAGCACGCCAUUCGCCUCCACAACUCUGGCCUCCUCACUCCCAACGACCCGAACAGCACCGAGAUCCUGCAAAAGUUUGAGCACAAGUCCGGCCUCGAAAAUAUCGCGGAAACGCUCAAGGUGAAGCGCAUCGGGGCCGCACACCAGGCCGGAUCCGACUCUCUCCUGACCGGCAAGGUCUUCUUCCAGAUGCGCGACAAGAUCUUCAACGGCGACAUCCCUGACGAGCACGUCGGCAAGGUCUGGGGCCUCGGCAUUCCCGAGAUGGGCCUCGUCACAUCCUCCAUGAUGGCCGCCGCCGGGAGCGGCAACGACCAACAGUCCAACGGCGGCGCGCCGAGCACCCCCAACACUGGCACCGUCGGCCUCGCCACCACGCCGGCUGCGCAGAGCCACAACACCAAUGGCUUGUCCAGCAUGGGUCCCAUGACGCCUGGCGGCGGCGGCGGCGUCUUCGGCAGCUUCGCCUUUGGGGGCAACAGCAGAUAG